This is a messenger RNA of Mugil cephalus (flathead mullet), 3816 nucleotides long. RefSeq names its product family with sequence similarity 199, X-linked (gene fam199x). Bases 93 to 1262 code for a protein of 389 amino acids. The record is from RefSeq and is a predicted model, not a curated record. NCBI's taxonomy places the organism in Eukaryota, Metazoa, Chordata, Actinopteri, Mugiliformes, Mugilidae. The transcript has 8 exons.
GUUGAGCUCAGACCUUCGCUGGAAAAGAAAGGAUUUGCAAAUGGAGGUGGCAGAAAUGUUCACCCUUUGAACGAUAAAAGAUACAUCGAGCCAUGUCCGAAUCUCUGUACGAGAAGUUUUUGGCCCCGGAGGAGCCCUUUCCUCUCCUCUCCCAGAGGACCAACCUCAGUGAUGUGGGGACCCUGGACGUCAGUGACUUUGGAUGUCAGCUCUCGUCCUGUCACAGGACGGAUCCUCUGCACCGUUUCCACAGCAACAGGUGGAACCUUACUUCCUGUGGGACCAGUGUGGCCAGCUCAGAGUGCAGCGAGGAGCUCUUCUCAUCCGUGUCUGUGGGCGACCAGGACGACUGCUACUCCCUCCUGGACGACCAAGAACUAACAUCACUGGAUUUGUUUCCCGAGGGCAGUGUUUGCAGUGACGUUUCCUCCUCUAUCAGCACAUAUUGGGACUGGUCCGACAGUGAAUUCGAGUGGCAGUUGCCAGGAAGUGACAUUGCCAGCGGCAGCGAUGUCCUCUCUGACAUUAUCCCGAGUGUGCCGAGUUCACCGUGUUUGUUUUCCAAGAGGAAGCCGAAACCCCACCCUCAUCGCAACCUGGAUGAAUUGCCUUGGAGUGCCAUGACCAACGACGAACAAGUCGAGUACAUCGAGUACCUGAGCAGGAAGGUCAGCACGGAGAUGGGUUUGAGGGAGCAGCUGGACAUCAUCAAGAUCAUCGACCCCUGCGCUCAGAUCUCUCCCACCGACAGCGAAUUCAUCAUAGAGCUCAACUGUCUGACUGACGAGAAACUCAAACAGGUGCGUAACUACAUCAGAGAGCACAGCCCGAGGCAGCGGGCCAGUAGCACCAGGGAGGGCUGGAAGAGGAGCAGCCACAGCAGCGCGAGCACAGGCGGCGUCAGCGGAGCCAGCAGCAGCAACGCCAGCAUGGUCAGCUCCGCCAGCUCCUCCACCGGCUCCACGGCCUCCAACUCCGUAGCAGGUGGCACGGCCUCGGCCUGUAGCGGAGGCAGCGUUGCCAACAUCAGCAGAGCUCACAGCGACGGGAACCUCUCCAGUGCUGCAGAGCGUAUACGAGACUCUAAAAAACGUUCAAAGCAACGUAAGCUCCAGCAGAAAGCGCUGCGCAAGCGGCAGCUGAAGGAGCAGCGGCAGGCUCGCAAGGAGCGACUGAGCGGACUGUUUCUGAACGAGGAGGUGCUGUCGCUACGGGUGACGGAGGAGGACGACCACGGCGACGACCUGGACAUACUGAUGUGACACCAGUGAAUGAAUCAGUGCUCCCUCUACGCCUGCUCUAUGACCAGCUAGCCGCCACCACAGAGCCCGUAGGCCGCUCUGAUCCACAUGGCUGCAUGCGUUAGCUCUCAGUAGUGCGUUUUGUUACUCGCCGCGCAGUAAUUAACACCUUCCAGUCGCCUAUAAUUUAACUCAACAUAUUGCUCGCUUAUACUAGUGUAACAUGCUAGAGGCUAACGCUGCUACAGCUAAGAAGCUUGCAGAUACUAAUGAAUAUGUGCUAAUGAUAUCAUUUCAAUUACAUACAAUUAGAGAAGAAGAUUUGCUUAUAGAUGCUCUACCCAUUGCUACUAACACAACCACCACUGACAGAAGGACAGAUCAGGCAACACCAGCGGAGUUUGGCUACGUUACACCAAACACACGGCAAAGCAGGGCUGGGCGGUAUGACCAGAGACGUAUGUCACAGUGUUUUAUUUUUCACGUAUCAUAGCGUGUUCUCAACAUUUUCUACUGGUUGGGAGAAGAAUUAAUACAGUAGAUUGAUGUGGAAAUCCGGGGGACAGCUUAGAGAUAAAAAUAAGUAAUUAACUGUUAUCAAAAUUAAAUGAGGAAACAAUUACGAUUUAAUUUAUUUGAGGUAUUUAUUCAUAUUUAAACUGUUAUGUCUGUAAUGUCAAUAGCAGCGUGACCAGUUACCGUAAUAACUAUAGUCUGCGUGCAACAUUUUUUUUCUCAUUCAUAAAAAGCUAAAAUUUGGGUCACUUUCGGGUACAGCAAUAGGAGAAAUCGGGGAAGAACAACCAACAUAGCGCCUUUUAUUUGGGUCAAGUCCUCACCUUUCCAUCUUCACCACAUCUUGCAGUGAUGCAGUGGCAUCAUGCGUGUUUAGAAGCGCUACAUUGUGCUGAAACAGCGCCGGUAUAUUAAAAAUUAAUCUCAAGAAAACCCGUUUUUCGGUAUGAACCGGUAUACCGCCCAGCCCUACGACCAAAGUUUUAUUUUUUUACACCGAUACAGAAAGAACUUGGCACCAGCUGAUGAUAUUUUAUUUAAUUUGAUACCCAUACACACAGACACAUCUUUAGGAGGCCAUAUAUGCUUUAGCCAAACUCUGCUGCACAUUCUGUUAAAACUGUAAAUUCCUCGAGGUAAAGUCAGGGUGGAAUUAGUGUAAAGGACCAGAACGUGUGUCCCCUCACAGGAGGACACGUCUGGAGGACACGACAUGACAGUGAUGAUGCACAGAUUUAUUUUAAUGGUGACCACCCGUUAGUCUGGAAACAAUUCGAGCAGGAUCAUGUUUAGGGUUUGGACCCUGAAGCGAGCUGGUCUGUCUUUCUAUCUGCUGCUGCUGCUGCUGCUGCUGAGUGUCGCGGUCCCAUUUCACUUUUAAGGCUUAGAGGGAGCACUGAAACCCUGCAUGUUUAAAUCACACUGAAUCCUCGUGUGGCCCACUAACUAACAACUUGCAUUAUUAUUUGCAUACACCCGUUAAAUUGGCUUACCUGUGUUGUAAAUACGUGAUAAAUAACUUCAUAUUUACCGCUUGCUUUCAAGUUUUCCUUCGUGAUAAAUGAUUUAAAGUUUUUUUUUUCUUUUCCUUUUGUGUGUGUGUAUAUAUAUAUAUAUAUCUUAUAUGACAACAUAGUGAGGUAAUUGGUCAGCACAGUUUCAAUGCUUCAAAUUACCACUGGUCCUUUGGGAUACUUUAAGUCUUACUUUGAUGUAUUUAGUUUCGAACAUGUUUGAACUGUUUUUUUUUUCCUCACCUUCACUCCUACUUGAAUGAUUUCACUACAAUGAUUGGCUUCAGGCAUUUAAGCAUUGGUCGUUGGUUUGGUUUUUAGCGCUAAACUUGAGCUGGUUUCUUAAGAGAUGUGCUGAGUUUACUCUGUUCAUAUAUUUCGGGUUUAGAAGAAGAAAACAGCUUUUUGUGGAUUUGUACCUGUCAUGCUUUUUUAUUUUUUUUCCCAUCUUUGCUAUAUUGUUUGCUAUGUUUUUUCUUUUCAGGGCUGUGACUCGAUCAACUACUUCAGUUCCUGCUUUCCUUUCUGAUUCUUUUAAGCUUGGCCUCUUGUCUCAUGUCUUGUGUAUAGAGUUAAUAAUUACAGCAAUUAUGUUAACGAACAGCUUUACGCUUUCUGUAGCAUCGAAUUAGUUAAAACUCUAUUUUGGAAAAUAAGAUAAUUUUGAAGAAAAAAAAAAUCAAGUGUGAUGCAAUAAAGUUAUUUGUGCAAAUAAGGUACCAUGUAACUGCUGAAGAUGAAAUGGUAUUAAAACAGGCUGAACAACAGUUGUUUCUGUGUAAACAAAACUUUGUGAUUCAGGAAAAUGACUCUAAAGCAGUCGGUGACAUUAUUAAUUAUACAGCUCUUAGGAGGUAAAACAUUUCUACCAUCAGCUACAACGACAAACCACUACAUUGCUUAUUUUAUUUUUUUUGUGGCUUGUGUGUUUGAGUACCACGGAUUCUCUGUCACUGUCGGGGCUGCGGGGGACAAUGUGCAGUCCACUCAAUGGUUCUGAUACAUCGUGAACUUGAUUCAAAUAAACAGACUUGUACAUGGUUGCA